AUGUCGUCUGCAGCAGGCGGCUCGCUGCAGGACCGAACUCUUAACAAAGUUGCUUUGUGCUCAGCUGUUUUCGCUGGAUUUGCAUACGUUGGAUACUCAUACGCUAAAACUGCUUUUUGUAGGAAAUUAGCGAAGAAGCCGGGAGCUUUGGAAGAUGAAGAUACAGAAGUAUCCAGAGUGGUGUUUAGGAGGCUGUCACAAACCACACAGACAGAUGUCCUUCUGGGUAACCUAGACAUGAGUGGCACUUCUGGUAAAAUUAUCAUACGACCCAAAACUGUGCAGGAAAGAAUUCGGGAACUCAACUUAAAGGCAAGGCAGUUUGCAGAUACGUUUAUUGCAAUUCAGACAGGCAAUGGACAUGCUGGCCAUGCUGUCUCACGCAAUUCAGCAAUUCAUGAUCCAAAGAGCUUACAGUCAUCACCUUGGAAUUCACCAAGACUUCUCAGCCCUGUUGAUGUCAGACAUUUGAUAACAUCAAGAUCAACAGAAAACCUCACCCACAUACCCCCGGAUGGAUCACCAAGCAGACCGAAAUGGAGACGCAAAAGUUUACGGAAGAAGAAGGCAGAAGAAAGUAGUGAUCCCGAUGGAAAGCUCAGAAAAAAGAGAGUUGAAGCAGAAGCAUUGCAACUUUACAAAAACACAAGAGAUGAAUUAACACAAAGACUUGAGCAUCUUAGUAGUAGAGGAAGAGUUCUAACACCAUAUGAAGCUAAAAGUUUGGUUGCUCUACUGUACUCUGAAGAUAAAACACUUAUAGAAAGAGCUCUUGUAACAAUUGCCAACUGUGCAGCAUUCAGUGUUAAUCUUGAUUUUUUGCGAGAGGUUGGCUGUAUUCAUCGUCUAACAACCCUCUUAGAAGAUAAUGAAGUACGAUUACCAGCUGUACAAACUCUGGGAAAUGUAGUUUUGUCUGAAGAAAAUAUACGCCAAGCCAAGGAUUGCCUUCCAAUUCUAAUGGGCUUUGUGCAGAAUAGUCAUGGUGAUGAUGCUCUACGCUUAGCUUCUUUAGUAGUUCUUACAAAUAUUGCCACUAUUAGUGAGUGGCAUGAGGAUUAUUGCCCCCUGCUUCAUAGACUCUACCACCUGGUUGACAGCCCCAACCCUCACAUCCAGCUUCAGAGUCUCAGAUUACUAGUCAACUUGUCAUGCAACAGAGAGAUGAUUCCUUCACUGCUGGCAGCAGAGGGUCCAAGGAAACUCAGCUCAUUAGUUGUUCCGGAAACAAAUGAGGCAAUAUUAUUGCGUGUUCUCACCCUGCUAGCAACUUUAGCACAUGCAGUAAGUGAAGACAAUCUGAAUCCCAGUGUGGACCUGCCACCAGAAGACAAAGCAGCUGCUCCUGACACCAUGUGAGUAAUACAAGCAGUUGUAGUAAUAUUAGCCACUUGUGUUUGGAGUUUACAA
This is a messenger RNA of Penaeus vannamei (Pacific white shrimp), 1410 nucleotides long. Lineage: Eukaryota; Metazoa; Arthropoda; Malacostraca; Decapoda; Penaeidae. The record is from RefSeq and is a predicted model, not a curated record.